GACAGUGAGUUUUGGAAUGUUUUAGUCUUCAUCGAUUAACUAUAGUUCAUGAUCAUAACUUGAUUUUCUUUUUAGACAGAUGGGUAUCAAAAGACUGGUUGCUUCAACAUCCAUUGUGCUGGUUUCAUCCAAACAAGUGAAAGGACGACACCAGGCCUAGUUUACACCCUAAGCAACAUGGUACUCAGUAUAUUUAAGGAUCCAAAAACGUCUAAUUGGAUGCUGGUCAAUGACAAAGAAUGGAUUGGCUAUUGGCCGAAGGAGAUCUUCAACAACUUGGCUGAUUCUUCUCAGAUUCAACUGAGUGCGACAGCUAGCUCUCCUACGGAUCAGCCUAGUCCUCCGACGGGCAAUGGGGAACUUGGAGGAGCAUCUUUUAAGAACAUCACCGUUUUGAAUGGGGAGCUUAAUCCAUACCCGCCAUAUGUCCAGCAUGCAGAAACGUUCCUUGAUAUUGGCAAACCCUUCUAUGAAGCCAUAUACAAUGUCGAUUCUGGCUUGUUCUAUGGUGGGCCAGGAGGAUGGAAGCCAGAGCCACAGAAUCCUCCGAGUUCAAUUUCUCAUCGUUAGAAUAAUUUUUAUCAUUGAAUUUGAAUUGUUACAAAUAAAAGAAAUAUAUUUCUA
Molecule: messenger RNA, 624 nt
Organism: Zingiber officinale
Lineage: Eukaryota; Viridiplantae; Streptophyta; Magnoliopsida; Zingiberales; Zingiberaceae
Exons: 2
Coding region: 178-570 (130 amino acids)
Source: RefSeq, a predicted model, not a curated record